GCUCUGGACGGUCUAUGCUGAGUCUGCGGGGCUCACCAACGCCCUCGUGAACUUCGACCAUGGGGCCAGCAGACAGGAUGGCCAGCUGGCUUCAGCUGCUCCUCGUCCUCCUCCUGGCCUCUGGGACAUGCAUGGGACUGCCCUCAGUCUUCCUUCCAGCUCCUACGGCCAGUGCGGUCCUGGGGAGGUGGCGGCGGGCCGGUUCCUACCUGCUGGAAGAGAUCUUUGAGGGGAACCUGGAGAAAGAGUGCUACGAGGAGAUCUGUGCCUAUGAGGAAGCAAGAGAGGUGUUUGAGCAUGACGAGGACACGGUUGAGUUCUGGAAGCAGUAUCUGGGAGGCUCACCCUGCAAAUCACAGCCCUGCCUCCACGGUGGCUCGUGCAAGGACCACAUCCGAGACUACACCUGUACCUGCACUGAGGGCUUCGAGGGCACCCACUGCGCCUUUGCAAAGGGCCUAUGCUACCCGUGGAGGCCGGAUGGCUGUGCCCACUUCUGCCGACCUGGUCCCAGCUCCUACUUGUGCAGUUGUGCGCGGGGCCACCAGCUGGGUCCAGACCGCAAGGCGUGUGAGCCACAUGAUGUGUGUGCCUGUGGGGUCCUAAGUUCCCGAGGUGGUGUGGUGCCCUUGGCAGGCAGAUGGAGCAUUGCAGCCUUCCCGUGGCAGGUGCGGCUCCGAGAUGCGGAGGGAAGGGCCUUCUGUGCGGGUGUGCUGGUGGACAAGAGCUUUGUGCUGACCACGGCCAGCUGUGCGCUCCAGCCCAGUAACAUUAGUGUGGAGAUGGGUGAGUAUGGAUUGCUGGCGGUGAGACACAGGCACGUGCACCCACGGUACGACCAUGACUCAGGGGACAAUGAUCUUGCUUUGCUGGAGCUGACACUGCCCCUCCAAUGCCCAGAUGAAGGGCACCCCAUUUGUGUUCCUGAGGGGGACUUUGCCAAACAUGUGUUGGUACCCGGUAACGAUGGCCUCCUCAGCGGCUGGACGCUCAAUGGCUCAGAGCUGGCUGAGCUGCCCACACAGCUACCAGUCAUGGCCCUGGACAGCAGCAAGUGUGCCAGCAUCCUCAACGUGACCAUCACCACCAGGACCUACUGUGAGAGGGUGGGCAUGGUCAAGUGCAGGAUGGCGCUCUGGGGGGCGGGCAGCGCAGUGGUCCGGCACCAUGGGGGCACUUGGUUCUUGACGGGACUCCUGAGCUCAGCAUCCCCUGAACAGCCAGUGGUGCUUCUCACCAAGGUGUCCAGGUAUGCGCUGUGGUUCCGGCAGGUGAUGGGGAUGGGAUGA
Molecule: messenger RNA, 1289 nt
Organism: Suncus etruscus (white-toothed pygmy shrew)
Lineage: Eukaryota; Metazoa; Chordata; Mammalia; Eulipotyphla; Soricidae
Gene: PROZ
Product: protein Z, vitamin K dependent plasma glycoprotein
Exons: 8
Coding region: 60-1289 (409 amino acids)
Biological process (GO): proteolysis; blood coagulation
Cellular component (GO): extracellular region
Molecular function (GO): serine-type endopeptidase activity; calcium ion binding
Source: RefSeq, a predicted model, not a curated record